AUGAAUAAAGCAUCGAGUGAAACUCAAGUGAAGCGAAUGCUCGUUUACAAGUGGCACAAGCGGUUCAGUGAGGGGCGGGAAAGCAUUUGUGACGACGUGAGGUCUGGGCGACCGGUUUCACAAACUACGGUGUGUGACGUCGAGGCCGUGAAAAACAUCGUUGACGCUGAUCGUCGAGUCACUCGUUAUGAAAUAUGCAAGAUGUUGGACAUGAGUUAUGAUGGGUCGGUACGGAGGAUAAUGAAAGACAGUUUGAAAAUGAGUCGAGUGAGUGCGCGAUGGGUUCCACGGCUGCUGACAGAAGAUGAGAUGAGCAAAAGAGAUGAAGAACCGGAAUAUCAAAAGCUGGUUGGAAUAUUCAGAGGAGAUAUUCGACUUCGUUUGAUCCCAAAACAAAUUUUGCACUUGCUGUUUUUAAUUGAUGAAAGGGAAAAGGAUAAAAUAAGAAAAAUUGGAGAUAUCGAUCCAGCAGUUGCGACAGACUUACUUUUGGACAGUAUAAAGUCUUCACCAGACCCAGGCAGAUGGCGAGAAUUCCUAAAUGCUCUUGAGAAAACCAAAUUCACAUGUCUGCUGAAGAAAAUAAGACGCCAUGAAAUUGUCGAUGACACGGAACAAAGGAAAUACGUAUCAAUUAUGAUGCCGCAGCUUCGAGAAAUGAUUAACCCUCGAGAAAUAAUGGCACAUCUCUUGCACCAUGAUCUCUUGAUAUCGGACGACAAGCAAGAAAUAGAAUGCGUGAUGUCCAACAAAGGAGCCAUUGAAGCUUCGGAAUUAUUAUUGGAACGGGUUUCCGGGAAACAUCCGAAUUGGUAUGGAAUUCUUACAAAACUGCUUCUAAAGCAUGGACACAAAGGUGCUGGGGAUAUGCUUAAGGUCGGUUUUUGCAAAGAACCUACAACCACGCAAAAGUAUCCACCUCGUUCUCAGUCAGACUCAGAGUUAAUGCGAACCGGGAAAAAAUCAACUACAGCGACAAAAGUAGCUAAUAAACGACCUACAACACAUUUAGAACAUGGCUAUACCGAUUAUUCAUUGCGAACAUGUACUGAUGAAGAGGAUGAUGAACGGAUAUACGCGGCUAUCGACGAUACUGAACUUAAUACUCGGAAAUUCGAACCUACGUCCAUAGAGCCGAAACGUCGCGAUUUCAAGGACGAUACGUCCACCAAAAAGACCAAAUGUGCUGUGGAUGCAACUCAAAAUCCUUCUCAGCAUGAGGACAUAAAGGAUUUAAGCGUACUCUGGUUGCGUUUUUAG
Molecule: messenger RNA, 1260 nt
Organism: Mya arenaria
Lineage: Eukaryota; Metazoa; Mollusca; Bivalvia; Myida; Myidae
Exons: 8
Coding region: 1-1260 (419 amino acids)
Source: RefSeq, a predicted model, not a curated record